CACAAAAUACACAGGGAUGCAACACGGACGCAACAAGAUUAUGACAUUUUCGCCUGUCAAAAAUUUUUGUCGUCCGCUCGCCCGAUCUAAGCCUGUUAUUGUAAUUAAUAAAAUUUUUGUAUAUUCUGAGAAUGUUUUCUGCCAACACACACUCAGUGCCCUACCUUUAUCUGGGUAAUUUUAGUCGAAAACCGCACUAUUACACAGUAAAACGUACCAAACUGCAAACAAAUGGCGGUGUUCCACGUUUCUUUGCCGACAAAUCAAGGUCCUCCAGCUCCAGCAUCAACAAUAACAAAAGUACACAUGCCCAAGGUAGAAGUUACGACCUCGUGUUGGAUUUCAAGAACCUGCUCAUCAAAUCGGGUGCUAGUUUACAAAGCAUUGUGGAGAAGGCAGCACGAUUGAAUGGUAUACUGGACAAGGAGCUUGUCAACAAUGCUCUGAUCAGAGUCACCAGCAUGUUGCCCUCGAUGCGGAAUGUCCAUGUCACACUGGAGGAGCCUGCGAUACAAACAGCUGCUUCGGGCAAGCAACACGCUAAUUACAAGUUUAAAGUCUCAUUGGAUUCGUCGAAAAAUUCUGAGCUUAUCAGCAUGCAAUCAACCUUGCUGAGAGGGCUAUUGAGUCCCAUGUCACUGAACCAUCAUCAGUUGAGACAAUUCCGCGGAUUCAAGACAGACCGUUCCAUUGAGGCAGAACAGAAACGCAAUCCCACAAUGACAACCAGACUGAAGUCAGCGCUGCAAGGAACGCCGCAGAAAACAGAUGGUGAACUGAACAUUCAGGCCGAGAAGCUUAAGAAAUUGCUCUCUAAAUCGGAGCUGCAGGGAAAUGCACAUAAUGCGGAGAAUAUAAAAAUUGCUUUUGCUGAAGGAUAUUUGGCGGCAUCGAACGCGGAAGAUUCGCAAAAGUCGGGAAAAACAAUGAAGUACCUGAAGAUUUUCCAGACACUCAUUGUUAUCGUCGUAUUCAUUGGAAUCUUCAUGAGUUUCUUUACCUCAUCAAAUGGAUCUGUAUUCCGCAGCAUACAACUUGGCAAUCAGGUUGAGGUUGAUCCAGAAGAAAUUCACGUCACAUUCGAUGAUGUCAAAGGCUGUGAUGAGGCGAAACAAGAGCUUAAGGAGGUGGUAGAAUUUCUCAAGAAUCCCGAUAAGUUCUCAAAUUUAGGUGGUAAGCUGCCGAAGGGUGUGCUCCUCGUUGGCCCGCCUGGAACUGGAAAGACUUUGCUUGCCCGCGCCGUUGCAGGCGAGGCAAAUGUUCCCUUCUUCCACGCCGCCGGUCCGGAGUUUGAUGAAGUCCUGGUUGGCCAGGGCGCCAGACGUGUUCGAGAUCUAUUCAAGGCUGCUAAGGCUCGCGCUCCCUGCGUCAUCUUCAUCGAUGAAAUUGAUUCGGUUGGCGCAAAGCGCACAAAUUCUGUUCUCCAUCCAUACGCGAAUCAAACCAUAAAUCAACUGCUCUCCGAAAUGGAUGGCUUCCAUCAAAAUGCCGGUGUCAUUGUGCUCGGUGCGACGAAUCGUCGGGAUGAUUUGGAUCAAGCGUUGCUACGUCCAGGUCGCUUUGACGUUGAAGUUGUAGUCUCUACGCCAGACUUCACGGGUCGCAAAGAAAUUCUUUCAUUGUAUUUGGAAAAGAUUCUGCAUGAUGACGUGGACUUAGAUAUGCUAGCACGUGGCACCUCGGGUUUCACGGGCGCGGAUUUGGAGAAUAUGAUUAAUCAGGCAGCUCUGAGAGCUGCCAUUGACGGAGCCGAGACUGUAAAUAUGAAACAUUUGGAAACUGCAAGAGACAAAGUACUAAUGGGUCCAGAGCGAAAAGCCCGACUGCCCGAUGAAGAGGCAAACACAAUAACCGCCUAUCAUGAGGGAGGGCACGCGAUAGUGGCCUUCUAUACGAAGGAGUCACAUCCUCUGCAUAAAGUGACAAUUAUGCCGCGUGGUCCCUCUUUGGGACACACCGCCUACAUACCGGAGAAGGAACGCUAUCAUGUGACAAAGGCGCAACUGCUGGCAAUGAUGGACACGAUGAUGGGCGGACGUGCCGCCGAGGAGAUAAUUUUUGGUGCAGAAAAAAUUACAUCAGGCGCAAGCAGUGAUCUGAAGCAAGCAACAUCGAUCGCCACGCAUAUGGUUAAGGAUUGGGGUAUGUCGGAAAAGGUCGGUCUCCGGACAAUUGAGUCGCCCAAAGGCCUGAGCGCAGGCGACUCCCUAGGACCGAAUACCGUUGAAGCCGUAGAUGCUGAGAUUAAGCGCAUUCUGAGUGAUAGCUAUGAGCGUGCGAAGGCCAUUCUCAAGAAGCAUGCGAAGGAGCACAAAGCGCUCGCCGAAGCGCUGCUAAAAUACGAAACUCUGGAUGCUGAUGAUAUCAAGGCUAUUUUAAGUGACAACCAGUAGUAUUUUUCCAGAAUGGCUUCAGAUGGGCGUACACUGCAUAUACAUAUAAUUACAUAUAUUUUAGUUACAAUAUUAUAAACGUAAACACUCUGAAACAGAAAACUAUUAGAGAUCGGGACGCAGACGAGCAGUUAAGUAAUAAAAUGUUAUACAUAUUUUU
Molecule: messenger RNA, 2553 nt
Organism: Drosophila arizonae
Lineage: Eukaryota; Metazoa; Arthropoda; Insecta; Diptera; Drosophilidae
Gene: YME1L
Product: ATP-dependent zinc metalloprotease YME1L
Biological process (GO): protein quality control for misfolded or incompletely synthesized proteins; mitochondrion organization
Cellular component (GO): mitochondrial inner membrane
Molecular function (GO): metalloendopeptidase activity; ATP binding; ATP hydrolysis activity
Source: RefSeq, a predicted model, not a curated record